Haliotis rufescens (red abalone) is the source of this 1727-nucleotide messenger RNA. RefSeq lists its product as uncharacterized. Bases 177 to 854 code for a protein of 225 amino acids. NCBI's taxonomy places the organism in Eukaryota, Metazoa, Mollusca, Gastropoda, Lepetellida, Haliotidae. The record is from RefSeq and is a predicted model, not a curated record. The transcript has 3 exons. Gene Ontology annotation, cellular component: nucleus.
AGAGUUAAGUGAAACUCUGAGAGUAACUCUUAGGUCGGACAUCGGUCUUAACCAGGGGAAUCCCUGUGCUAUAUUUAGAAUUCUGGGCACUCUUCAGUUUUAGAGGCAUGAUUUUGUAUCGCGUGACUGUCACGUGAUGUAAACACGCAGACGUGCAUCUGUCAACACUUCGCGCGAUGGAUUCAGCACAAAUGAUUGCAGUGAAGCGCAAACCGAAUUGGUCAUCUGACCAGACCUUGCUCCUGGUCCAACUUGUUGAUGAGCGGAAGGCUAUCAUCAAGGGCAAGUUUGGGCCAGGAGUUACGUCGCGGAUGAAGAAGGAGGCAUGGGUCGAGGUGGCAGCAAACAUCAAUGCUGCAUUUCCAAAUGUGAUCAGAUCGACAGAGGACUGCGAAAAGAGAUGGUAUAAUAUCCAGUCGAAGUCAAGGCAGGAGAUAUCAGCUUUCAAGAGACAGCUCAGUGGCACCGGAGGGGGACCUGGUCCGAGCAAGUUAAGUGUGGUGUCUGAGGCAGUUUACGAUGUUCUUGGACACACAAAUGUGAGCAUAAGUGGAAUUGAAGGGAGCUUUGAUUCAACCCUAUUCCAGGUCAUGGAUAUGUCAAACAGUUGUCAGGAAGCAGCCAUACUUGGCUUGGAAUCUGAAGUUUGUGGCGCCUUGCCACAUGGAGUUCAGGCCAGACCUCAAGCAACCUGUACUUCAGCCUCAGCUGGCCCCUGCUCCAGAAAAGAAGACUUAAAUGACCAACAACUUCUAAGAAAAAAGACAUUACUAGAAAUUGAUGUACUGCAACUUCAGAAAGAAAUGCUAACCCUAAAAUUAGAGAUGAUGAGAAAAGAUCAGUCUUAUAAUUGAAUAGUUAUUUCACAUUCUAUGCUUAAUUAAUUCAAGAUAUCAGUUGCCUUUACAGGAAUUUAAAUGAUUAAUUCACUGAAAUUCACAUAAUCAAGUUUUGUUUAGCAAUGUUCUGUAAUUUCAGUUAUUUCACAAAAGUCUAUAAUUAUAGGUUAGAAAGUAAUUUGGAUGUUAUUUCAUAAGAAAACUGUCUUACAUUGAAGUAAUAACAGGAAUUUUGAGUAAAAGAUUGACAACAAUAAUCUCAACAACAGUAUUAACAUUAACAAUUGAUUGUUUUGAUAUCUUUCAUGUAAAUAUAUUGAGUUAAAAUAGUUUUCAAUGAUUGUACCAGUUAACCUAAAUCAAACCUGUUGCAUUAUAAUAUGGGUAAGAUUGCUAUAUAUAUAUAUAUCAAAGGUAUGUUUGUAAAUAGUGAUUUUAUUGACAUGCAAUUUAUUGAUAAAGUAUUUCAUACUACUCUGAAAUUGAACAUAAUAAUUGGCAAAGAUAAGUUUGAAUGUAGCACAUGUAUGUUGUCUUUUGUCAUGAAUAAUUUUCCAGAUACUACUACAAAGUGGUGAGAUUCACUAGUGUACAGUCGCACAUAUGUAAAGAAUUCACACAAUAAUCAUGUGACAUGCAUUGUUCUCCAACAUGUUUUAGCAUUAUCUUCCGGAGAAUAUUCUGAAGAUUUUAUGAAGAUAAAGCUGAAAAUUGUAGGAGAACAAUCUGUGUCGUGUGAUUAUUUUGUGAAUUUCUUUACAAAUAUAAAUAUAACACAUGUCAAAGCAAAUACAAUGCAAAGUUUUUGUUUUCCACUCAAAUGCAACUAUCAUCUUGUACAUUUACUUGGUAAUAUUUUCUUGUUAAAUAACACAAAUAUCAUCAUCA